Molecule: messenger RNA, 1719 nt
Organism: Symsagittifera roscoffensis
Lineage: Eukaryota; Metazoa; Xenacoelomorpha; Acoela; Convolutidae
Exons: 4
Coding region: 1068-1706 (212 amino acids)
Source: RefSeq, a predicted model, not a curated record
GGCCAGUUAAUGCAUCUAUAAAAAACUGACUUGAAAUCCAAUUUUAAAUGGAUGUUACCUACGGUUUUUCCUUUGAAAAAUGGUUUGACAGCCAAUAUACAAUUUCCUUAAUACUUAUAACACGUUGACUUGAUUAACUGGAAUUAAUUCAGUUAAAUGUUAUAAAUUACGGCCUCCAUUUUCUGGCUCAAAAACACUAAAAACAUUUUCAAUUUUUGAUGCUAUUACGUUUUAAACUUAUAACAGUAUGAGCUCUGGGUUCGCCUUAAAAAGCGACAAAUUUUUCAAUUUAUCCCCCCAGCAAGCCAAUUUUACCCAUUAUUAAAUUAGACCCGAAAACAAAGUCGCCCAAAUUGUUUUGAUGAAAAGCUAAGUCGAACUAUGAUCCGCCUUUGCUAUUGACUUUGAUUAGAAAAACCUCCCUUAUUCUUAGCAUUACAGAUCACAAUCCAUUCAAACACGCUUGCUAUUAUGUUUUCUUUUUAUUUGGUUUAAUGGUCAAAUUUGUCUCAAUUGAAAAAACGCGGUUUUGUUGUUAUUGUUGUUUUUUUUUGCUCAAAGUGAAUUAAUUUGAAAACCGAAUGGAACUUCAAAGAUAAUUACAUCCUUAAAAACCAACCAUAAGCAUCUUUGUCACACGUUUCAUGAUUAUAAUCUGCAGAUUAAAAGCAUAAUAAAAAAUACACCGGUUUUCCAAAUACCGAUUCAAAGUCUUCAGAAAGCUUCUUUCACCGGAUUGCAAAAAACAGAGAGAAAAUCCUAAUCAUUUCAAUUUUUUUGAACAAAAAUCGAGUUUGAAGCUUUUGUUAUCAAUUCUGCGAAGAAUUUCGUUUCAAUUAAUUUACUCCACAUCUUGCAGACAAUUUCAUGAGCCAAAUUGUCAUGACUCAAAUUUAAAUCGAAUAGACUGUGGGUAAAGUUUUAAAUAAAACUCACCUUUGGUCGACACUUAUUUUUCAGCUUUGAACAGAAAAAAUUAUCCCCUUGUAAGCAAUUAUAAUUAAAUUGUUUCGGUCAAAAUUUUCAUCAUCUGGUCAAUGACCGGAAGUUAAUAAAGUUAUAAAAUUAUGUGUAUUUCUUUGGUUUACUUUCUCUGUUUUAUUUUCGAAUUUAUUAGUGUGGCCGUGUUGGUGUUCGCUUUGACCAGGGAAGUCUGGUUUACUUUUGGGGGUAACUUUGCCAUAUAUGGGACCAUCCAGGGCUAUGGUAGUCUGUGGAAGAAAUGUUUCAGACUCAUCGACCAAGAUCUGCAGAUGACAUGCGAGAACACAAAGCCAUCGUCCACACCAGUGUUCAUCUACACCACCCGCACUCUGCUCAUCUCCGCCUGUAUAGUUGGGGGUCUGUGUGGGGUGUUGCUUCUCAAGUCCUGGAUCCACUGUCAAUCUACCUCCUCGGUUGAUCACGCCAGUCUGCGGGAGGAAGACGGCAGAUACUACAAGUGCUACUCUGCUCUACUUGCUCUCUCCAGUUUACUACAAGGUGCUCUCCAAAUAGGCGCAUUACUUCUGUUUGCCGAACAACUGAGCCCAGAGUACGAAGGCCUAUCAGUGCACCUCUCCAACGGGUUCUUCUUCGCCUCUGCUGCCCCUGUUCCUCACCUUCUAAUCUGCAUUCUCGCUCUUUUUUUAGGGGUCAACUGCACUUGCAAAUGCUGCCGAUGUUUUAAGUGUUGCAGAAGCUCAGCAGAGCCAUCCCAAGUGUGAAAAAUAACAGUAA